AUGGGCUUCUCAUUUCGAGGGAAGACCUCGGAGCAGCCCAUCAUCGUCAGCGAGAUAGAUCAAGGCAUAUCAUCUGCCACAGAACCACCGGCAGCCGACCUGAAGAAGUUUAGAAAGCUUCACCAAUUCGAUCCCUUCCUUGACCUUGACAAGCUCGAGACAGUCGACAAUGCUCUGGCAACCGGAGACCCCGAGAAGGAGGCGGCCGUGGAGGAGCAGCUCAUAAUCGACGACUCUCCGUAUCCUGAAGUCCGGUCAUCGGUUCCUCCUACGGAUGACAUGGACACGCCAGUCAACACCAUCCGAGCAUGGACGAUCGGCAUGGUCCUGUGCACUAUCAUUGCGGCUGUCAACAUCCUAAUGGGCCUGCGCAAGUCCCCCGUCACCAUCACUGCCUCCGUUGUGCAGCUAAUCGCUUACCCAAUCGGCCGCGGAUGGACUGCGGUCAUGCCGAACAAGGAGUACAGCUUGUUCGGCCGCAAAUUCAACUUGAACCCUAGCCCAUUCAACAAGAAGGAGCACACCAUGAUCACUGUUAUGACUGCUGCCGGCGCGAGCAGCUCGUACGCUAUCGAUAUCUUGCUUGCGCAAGAGAUUUACUACGGCCAGUACUUCGAGUGGGGUUUCCAGAUCCUCCUCAUCGUCUCGACUCAGGCUAUGGGCUAUGGCCUGGCUGGUAUCAUGCGGCGGUACCUGGUAUGGCCUGCGGCAAUGGUGUGGCCAAACCAGCUUGUUCCAGCAGUCGUCAUUGCGACGCUGCACAACCACGAAACAUCAGACCCUUCCAAGACAAAUGGCUGGCGCAUUGGAAGAUAUGCUUUCUUCCUGAUUGUCGCAGGUGGCACCUUUGUUUACGAGUGGUUCCCCGUGGUCAUCGCCCAAUUUCUUAGUUACAUUGGCCUUUUCCCAACCUGGAUUGCGCCCAACAAUGUAAUCGUCAACCAGGUCUUUGGCGGUUUGAGCGGCCUCGGCCUCAUCCCGCUCGCUUUGGACUGGUCCAUCAUCUCGGGUUUUAUGGGCACGAGCCCUCUGAUGACGCCCGGAUUCUCACUGAUGAACAUGCUUGCCGGCAUGGUCCUCGUGAUCAUCGGUGUCGCCGGUAUCUCAUGGGCCGGGCCAGAGUUCAUGCGAUACCUGCCUCUCGAGGCCAACGCCAACUUCGAUCACUUCGGUAACUCAUACAAUGUAUCUCGAAUUCUAACCUCCGAAUUUACCUUCAACGAGACCGCCUACAAGGAGUACUCUCCACUCCUAAUUGGACCCGCCUUUGCGCUUUCGUAUGGAGUCGGCUUCGCUGGCUUGAUUUCCACGGUCGUUCACUGUGCUCUAUUUUAUGGUGUUGACAUCUGGAAUCGUGCCAAGAGCGCCAAGUACGAGGAGCCUGAUAUCCAUCUGAAAUUGAUGCGCAAAUACAAGGAGGCACCUGAAUGGUGGUUUCAAGCGACUUUCGUUGUAGCCUUCGCGUUUGCCAUGAUUUCCUCCCAAGUCUGGGAUACCCACCUGACGUGGUGGGCGCUGAUCAUUUCUAUCCUCAUCGGAAUCUUCUUUACAAUCCCGGUUGGAAUGCUCACGGCCAUCACGAACAACCAAGCCGGCCUGAAUGUCAUCACCGAGAUGAUCGUCGGCUAUAUGACCCCAGGCCGCCCUGUCGCCAUGAUGCUAUUCAAAAGUUACGGCUACAUGAUGACAUACAACUGCCUGCAGUACGUCAUGGACAUGAAAUUGGGCCAUUAUAUGAAGAUCCCGCCGCGAUCUAUGUUUGCUGCGCAGUUCUUCCCAGUCAUCUGGCUGGCUAUUGUACAGAUCGCAAGCUACAACUUCCUCCGCGGUAAUAUCGCCGGCAUUUGCACUGCAGACCAGCCGCAAGGCCUGACCUGCCCCAACGCGAAGACAUUCUUUAAUGCCUCGGUCAUCUGGGGUGUCAUUGGACCCGCCAGAAUGUUUGGCACCGGCCAGCUAUUCUCUUGGACUAAUUGGUUCUGGUUGAUUGGAGCUGCCUGCCCGGUGAUCCAUUACCUCUUUGCCCGCAAGUACCCGCGCUCGUGGCUGCGGUACCUUUUCACGCCGUCCAUCUUCGGCGCGGCGGGUAUGAUCCCGCCCGCGACGACCUGGUAUCUGAUGAACUACGUGCUCUUCGGCCUGGCUUUCAACUGGAUGGUGCGCCGCCGGUUCUUUGGCUGGUGGACGCAGUACAACUACGUUCUCAGUGGCGCUCUCGACAUCGGCCUGGCCCUGACGGUUGUCAUCUCCGGCCUUGCGCUGGGCCUGUCGGGCAAAACAUUCCCUGACUGGUGGGGCAACACCGUGCCAUACAACACCCUUGAUAUGACCGGGCCCGCUACGACUAAGGUGUUGCCUGAUGAUGGGAGCUUCUUUGGCCCGACAACGUGGUAG
Diaporthe amygdali is the source of this 2394-nucleotide messenger RNA. RefSeq names its product Sexual differentiation process protein isp4. Bases 1 to 2394 code for a protein of 797 amino acids. Gene Ontology annotation, molecular function: oligopeptide transmembrane transporter activity. Gene Ontology annotation, biological process: transmembrane transport. The record is from RefSeq and is a predicted model, not a curated record. The transcript has 7 exons. NCBI's taxonomy places the organism in Eukaryota, Fungi, Ascomycota, Sordariomycetes, Diaporthales, Diaporthaceae.